AAAAGAACAAUUACUUGCUGCUGCAAAAAAUGUUGCUGCUGAAGCAAUACGUGGUAAAUCACGAAAAACUUCUUUGGAACUUUCCGAAGCAGCAAUUAAUUUGGAUGGAAAUAGUAAUGGGGAAGCUAGUAGUGUCAAUAAUACUCCAAACAAAAAGAAUCAACAAAUUAAAGAGAAAAAAGCUACUCUAUGCAAGUUCCAAAUACAACCCAUAUUUUUACAAUCAUCCACCGCAUCCAAUGGAUGCCCACACAGUUGCAAAAUUUGAUGAAGAAGAUUUACAGCUUUUAACUUAUUUGCCUUAUCGAGAUGAAUUUGAAACGGAAUAUAAGAAUGAAGCUGAACAAUUAAUUACACAACUUGUCUUUUUGGCAGAAAAUGAACAAACAACAGAAUCUGACAGAUUUUUGAAUGAAGUAAACUUUGCCCGUUUCAAUCGUUAUAAUCGUUUAAUGCGUAUACGUGCAGCAAAACGUGCUAUUAUUUUGGAACAUCGAAUGUUGGCAGAAUAUUUAAAUAUUGUUAAGACAAACAUUUCUGAAAAAGGAAAAUAUUUGGUAUUUCCUGAUCGUUAUUUUUCUACAAAAAGUAAAGAGGAUGCUUAUCGUCCAAUAUUUGCACAAUUAAGACAAGUUGCUGAUAGAGAAACAAUUAAUCAUUUGGCUAAAGAUGUUGCUGCAAUGGAAACAUUAAAGGAUCAAAUUGAAGAAUUAAAAAUGUUACAAUCUAAAGGAAUUACAAGAGUAAAAGGUCGUUUAAAAGUUGAUUUGGCUUCAAUGAUAUGGUCAAGAAAACGAAGGACUAGAAAAACGGAGAAUGCUGAAAUGAGGAAAGCAAGUUUGCGAUGGAAGCGUAUCAAGAGAUGGACAAAACGUACACAUUUGCAACAACAAUUGGAUGAACCAGAUGAUGAUGAUGACCAAUAA
Messenger RNA from Meloidogyne enterolobii, 926 nucleotides. Lineage: Eukaryota; Metazoa; Nematoda; Chromadorea; Rhabditida; Meloidogynidae. The record is from the annotation of a GenBank genome assembly.